UCGUUGUCUCGAGCAAGAGGAAGUGAAUUCACCUUUUUUUUUGUUUAGAUUUCCCCGUAGUCAUCGUUGUCACUCCGAGUCAAAACCUAGACUCCCGUCCUUCUCUGGAUCUCUUUUAACUCUGCAAAUAUGCCUUUGGAAAACCUGGAGGAAGAGGGUUUACCUAAAAACCCCAAUCUGAGGAUAGCUCAGCUGAAGUUUUCGCUGACUCUGAAUGAUCACAGACAGGAUGCUAAAGUGAGGAGCGAGCUAAUGGACGCCAUCAAACUCAACAUGUCCACAUUCACCUCAUAUGAGCUUAUGGACUACAAGACAUUCGUCACGUACACUGUGUAUGUGUGUAUGAUCGCACUCAAGAGGCCGGACCUGAGAGAGAAGGUAAUUAAGGGUGCUGAGAUCUUGGAGGUGUUGCACAGUUUACCUGCUGUCCGUCAGUACCUCUUCUCUCUCUACGAGUGCCGUUAUUCUGUAUUCUUUCAGUCAUUAGCUCGAGUGGAACAGGAGAUGAAGCAAGACUGGUUGUUUGCUCCUCAUUACCGUUACUAUGUCCGAGAGAUGCGCAUCCUGGCCUACAGCCAGCUCCUGGAAUCCUACCGCUCUCUAACGCUGGGAUACAUGGCCGAAGCGUUUGGAGUCAGCACAGAGUUCAUCGACCAGGAGCUGUCGCGAUUUAUCGCUGCAGGACGUUUACAUUGCAAGAUCGACAAAGUCAAUGAGAUUGUGGAAACCAACAGACCUGAUAGUAAGAACUGGCAGUACCAGGAAACCAUAAAGAAGGGCGAUCUCCUGCUGAACAGAGUGCAGAAGCUGUCCAGAGUGAUCAACAUGUAGUCCAGCACAUGACGUUUGAUCAAUACUCGUCUUUUCUUGUGAACAUGACUUGUUUUAUGUACAGAAUAUAAUAAAACUGAAUUGGAGGA
This is a messenger RNA of Sinocyclocheilus grahami, 920 nucleotides long. Its product is annotated as 26S proteasome non-ATPase regulatory subunit 6-like. Lineage: Eukaryota; Metazoa; Chordata; Actinopteri; Cypriniformes; Cyprinidae. The record is from RefSeq and is a predicted model, not a curated record. The coding region runs from base 130 to 831 and encodes 233 amino acids. Gene Ontology annotation, cellular component: proteasome regulatory particle. Gene Ontology annotation, biological process: proteasome-mediated ubiquitin-dependent protein catabolic process. The transcript has 7 exons.